AUGAGGACCUUGGGGCUGAUCCUGGGGCUGGCCCUGCUCUGCUUGCUGCCCGCAGAGGCUGAGGAGCUUGGGGCUGUGGGGCUGGACGAGAGCAAGAUUGCAGGGAAAUGGUACAUCGUUGCUCUGGCCUCUGACUCUGAGAGAUUCCUCCAAAGGAAGGACCAGCUGAAGAUGGGGAUGACCACUGUCACGGUCCUGGGAGAUGGCGACCUGAAGGUCUCCUUUGCAGUUCUCACCCCGGAGGGAUGCAUGAAAUCAGAGUGGCUCUACAAGCAAACGGGCAUCCCAGGGGAAUACUACAGUUCUGAAAGAGGCAAUAAAACCAUGAAGGUGGUGGAUACCGAUGGCAAGACGUACGCGGUCAUUUUUGCCUCCAGGGUGAAGGACGGGAAGACCUUGUACAUGCUGAGGCUCUACAGCAGAACCCAGGAGGUGAGCCCCAAAAUCACAGCGCUGUUCAAGAAGUUUGCGAGGGAGAAGAGCUUCACUGACAGGAUGAUCAAGAUGCUGCCCAGCCAGGAGGAAUGCAGCCUCGACGAGUAG
Molecule: messenger RNA, 543 nt
Organism: Leptosomus discolor (cuckoo roller)
Lineage: Eukaryota; Metazoa; Chordata; Aves; Leptosomiformes; Leptosomidae
Product: extracellular fatty acid-binding protein
Molecular function (GO): small molecule binding
Source: RefSeq, a predicted model, not a curated record